AUGGGCCGGCGCGCCCCGUCCGGGCAGCCAAAGCGCUGCGCCUCUUCUACUACUUGCAGGAGGAUGAGGCUUCUCGCAGAAACGGCAGCGCGCUCUGGCUCCGGACGUUUCUGGAGCGCAUCCCGGGCGUGGUGAAAUCCUUGAACCUCGCAACCAUCCAGGUAAGCGUCUCCUGGCACGAUGGAGCCGCUUCCCACGUUACGGAAUGUGACCGAUAUGAAUCUCUGUGUCUGCCUGAUGCAUGCUGCCUGCCAUGCUUACUGGAGCGAACAGGAUCUGAAGUCAAACCACUAGGGUCAGAGGUUCCCCAUGUCUAACGCACCUGCAUCAGCAAGUGGAGGCAUUCAGUGGAGGCCAAACAUUUAAUUUUAGUAAGUAAUUAGUAAACAAGCUAUUGCAGCAUCUCUGGCAACGCAAGAAUGCCAAGGAGUGCCUCUUUCAAAAUGAUGCACAUUAUUACUAUGCCUUGUGUCAAUCUCUAGGUUUUAAAAAUGGAUUUUAUCCUUUUAUGCUGUUUCCUGAAUUACUACUUGUGCACAGCUUGGACAUGCUUGGAUGUAAAUCAGGGGCAGAAAACCUUGAGCCCAUGGGCCAAAUUUGGCCUGCCAUGCUUCACCAUUUGGCCCAUAAGGCCAUUUUACCCAAACCAUACCCACCUGCCCUACAUCUGAUGUCACAUGUGAUGUCAGGCACAGGGCAGGUAGAGAUAGGGCUAGAUCAGCUGACCGCCCAUCAGCUGAUGCAUUGGGACUUCAGUUCUGCUUGGGCACCAUCUUCCCCCGUUCCCGUGGGCCAACUUUGACAGGACCACCUUAUCUGUCAAUUGCCUCUACGCACAUGUCAAAGUUGGACCGUAGGAUGGGGAGAGAUAUGGUCAAAAAGGUUCCCCACCCUUGAUAUAAAAUAAUUAAUAAAUUAUGUAGAUAAAUAAAUGAAUACUUAAAUGAUCCAGAGCCUAGGCCCAGCACAUAAUUUUUCAUAUAAUUUGCAUAUGUAAUUGAUGUGCAUAGAUGCCUCUAGAAAAUUAAUAUGGUGGUUGACUGGGGUUUGGAGAAUACAGUAAUAUUCUUUGCAGGACUUCCAACUGCACUAUAAAUAAAGCUUUCAAAAUAUUUUUAAAUAGGGGGAGCAAGGGGAAUGAGAUUUGGGCCCCACUGCAAAAAGCUUGGUGCCCUGAAUUAACCUUUAGCAACACCUCCGCCAGAUUAUGUCAGUGUGAUGGGCUGAUUUGUUCGAAAUGCAUAUCAUUCGACCCACAGCUCCUCACCCAUAGGAACCCCUCCCCCUUCUUUGCAAAAAUGAAAACAAAAAAGGACCUGCUCCCUUAGCAUUUGUAGAACAGAAAGCAGAACCUCACUGGCUGCUAAAAAUGAGAGUCGGCUAACAAGCCCAAGCAAAAUUUGUACUGUAUCUGUUUUCUCAGCUAGGGUGGUUAUUAGUGCAACUAGUUCUGCUUAUCUGUGCUACCCAGGCCUGAAUAGUUCCACCCUUUCUCUCUCUCUCUCUCUCUCCCUCCCCCCUCCCCCCACCACUAUGUGGUUUGAGUACUGGAGCCAGUAACACUGUUCAGUGUAAGGCUAUUAAUAUGCCUCUUUGCAUCCAGGAGAAAAGUAAAGGAACUGCUCCAGACAGUAAGUUUUAUUCCAUUUGGGUUAGUCUGUUGCAGCUUUUCAUUCAUUAGCAUGUAUUUACCCUCUCACCCUAUUAAACAGAACUCACUCUGGUACUUAGAGGCAUAAGGGACAUGGGUGGCAUUGUGGUCUAAACCACAGAGCCUAGGGCUUACCGAGCAGUUUGAAUCCCCGCGACAGGGUGAGCUCCUGUUGUUUGGUCCCUGCUCCUGCCCACCUAGCAGUUCGAAAGCACGUCAAAGUGCAAGUAGAUAAAUAGGUACCACUCCGGCGGAAAGGUAAACGGCGUUUCCGUGCGCUACUCUGGUUCGCCAGAAGCGGCUUAGUCAUGCUGGCCAUACGCCAGCUCCCUCAGCCAGUAAAGCAAGAUGAGUGCCACAACCCCAGAGUCAUCCACGACUGGACCUAAUGGUCAGCAGUCCCUUUACAUUACUUAGAGGCAUGCUGCUUCUGAAGCUGGAGACAUGGAAUAGCAUCAUGGCUGGUUGCCAUCGGUAUUAUUAUCCUCCGUGGAUUUGUUUAAUCCCGUUUAAAAGUUAUGUAAACUCGUGGCUGUCUCUAGAAGUUUGAAGCCAGACAGUGGUGCUAAGCUGAAGCUUCUGCCAGUCAUUGUCUGUGCACACAUUGGUGACUUGAGGCAUUAGAGACUUUGUUCAGCCAACCCAACCAAGCAGCUUAAUGAAGACUGAGAAUUGCUGGACGGCCUCAGAAUGUUGAGUGUCCAAUGGGAUGCGGAGUGAAAUGAAUUAUUCUCAAAGAGGGCAGGGCUGGCUAACUUGAAGCCUUGGUGUAUGAAGUCGUGCACUGUUUAGGAAGGGCUAUUCGAAAGAGCACCUCACCCCUUAUAUGGCAAGUCAAGUCACUGAGGGCCUCCAGCAGAUACCACCUGAUCAGGAGGUCUGUUCCUCACAAUGUAGGACUUGGGCCGUUAGUGCUGUGACACCUGUCCUUUGGAAUUACCCCCCACUGCUUGAAUAUUACACAGACGCUGUAUCGGCUGUCUUUUAAGUGCCUCCUGAAGAACCUUGCUCUUAGCAAGUAGAGAUCUUUCCCAGUCUACAUCUGUAUUGGAAUUGUUUUAAGGAUGUUUUUAUUGUUUUCUAUCUUGGGUCCCUGUACAGGAACACUCCAUGCUGCAAAAUUUAUUUCAGGUCCCACUUAUAUUCUGCUAAUUGCACCCUGUCUUUAUACUCUUGUGAGCAUUUAGAUUUAUAUAUUAAGAGAGAAAAUAUUUAACAUGUGACCUUCUCUUCUCCCCCCCCCCCAUGGCAGGUGGCUUAUUUUACUUCAUUGUCCAGACAAGAAGAGUUUGAAAAAAAUACUAAAGAAGUGGUCCCUUUGUUUUCCAUCACGUAUACCUUAACAAUAACCUUCUCAAUUAUCUCAUGCUCAAGGUAAUUGCUGAGGAAAGGGAAAUAAUUUUUAUCUUUUCAUUUUGUGAGAGUGUAUGGGGGACUCCCUGGUCUUGAAUGGGGCAACUGUGUCUGUGAAGGAGGAGGUGCACAGCCUGGGAGUCAUUUUGGACUCACAGCUGUGCAUGGAGGUGCAGGUCAAUUCUGAGUCCCGGACAGCUGUCUACCAGCUCCAUCUGGUUCACAGGCUGAGACCCUACUUGCCCGCAGACUGUCUCGCCAAAGUGGUGCAUGCUCUAGUUAUCUACUGGACUACUGCAACGCGUUCUAUGUGGGGCUACCUUUGAAGGUGACCCAGAGACUCCCAACUAAUCCAGAAUGUGGCAUCUAGACCGGUGACUGGGAGUGGCCAUCACAUAACACUGGUCUUGAAAGACCUACAUUGGCCCCCAGUACAUUUCUGAGCACAAUUCAAAGUGUUGGUGCUGAUCUUUAAAGCCCUAAACGGCCUUGGUCCUGGAUACCUGAAGGAGCGUCUCCACCCCCAUUGCUCUGUCCGGACACUGAGGUCCAGCGCCGAGGGCCUUCUGGAAGUACCCUCCCUGCAAGAAGCGAAGUUACAGGGAACCAGGCAGAGGGCCUUCUCGGUAGUAGCACCCGCCCUGUGGAACACCCUCCCAUCAGAUGUCAAAGAAAUAAACUAUAUGACAUUUAGAAGCCAUCUGAAAUCAGCCCUGUUUAGGGAAGUUUUUAAUGAUUGAUGUUUUAAUGUAUGUUUAACCUUCUGUUGGAAGCCGCCCAGAGUGGCUGGGGAAACCCAGCCAGAUGGGCGGGGUAGAAAUAAAUUAUUAUUAUUAUUAUUAUUAUUAUUAUUAUUAUUAUUAUUAUUAUUUAUUAGGAGGAGGUAGUAGAUCUACCAAGCUUCACCUGAAUGUCUGCCAUCUUUCCCACAUUCCAUCGAAGAAUGCAGACUCAAUGGCCUUACCAACAGCCAACUUUGUUCUCCCCCCUCCUUAGUUUGUUUACUGUCUAGCUGAUGAAGCAUUCUGGGGAGCUUGGAAGCUUGCAUCCUUUUCUGAGAUAUUUUGUGCAGCUAGGGCUUCAAAACAGAGCUUCACACAGCUUCAGUGCAUGCAUAGCCGAUCCAUUUGGUGCUAACAGGUUUAGCUUGGUUCAGUGGGAGGGGGGAUUAGCACGUGUACCGUGAUACUCUGAAUCGAAUUAGAAUCUUCUUAAUCUGUUUUCCAGGCUGGACUGUGUACGGACAAAAGUGUGGGUUGCAGCUUUUGGGGUGCUGUCAGCAGGCUUAUCUGUCGUCAGCAGCUUUGGAUUGCUGCUCUUUUGUGGGGUGCCGUUUGUUGUCACAGUUGCAAAUUCGCCAUUUCUUAUCCUUGGUAAGUGAGCAAAUGUACACAUUCCUCCUGACUUCUCCAUUGGGCUUUUCAUUAAUAUAUUUAAGAAUCAUGAUGGGUGAAAAUUCUCUUACAUAUCUACGGGUUUGCGGCGUUAAGGAGCCGUAUUUUUGGGGAGCCAAGCCAUUCGAGUUUCAAGAUAUCACUGUAUUUCUCUUCUCGCAUGACAUAUAGGAACUAAUAUGUUAUAUAUUUGCCGUUCUUCAGGGGUUGGUGUUGAUGACAUGUUCAUCCUGGUGUCUUGCUGGCAGCAGACUAAAGUGAAGGACAGUGUCAGAGAGCGAAUGGCUGACACCUACGGAAAAGCAGCUGUAUCCAUUACCAUCACAACCCUCACAGACGUGUUAGCCUUCUACAUUGGAAUUGCAACUCCAUUCCAGUCCGUUCAGGCAUUUUGCAUCUAUACAGGAACAGCCUUUGUGUUCUGCUACUUAUACAACCUGACAUUCUUGGGGGCCGUUCUUGCUUUAAAUGGGAGACGAGAAGAAAGCAACAGACACUGGCUCACAUUCAUGAAAGUGAACAAUGAGCCUCAGGACUCUCAGGGCUGCACAUAUAACAUGUGCUGUGUAGGAGGGUCUUUUGAUGAGUCCACUGGAGCAGAGACUGAACACCCCAUGAAUGGAUUCUUUAGAAAGUAUUACGGUCCCUUCCUUAUGCACAGCUGGACCAAAGUGCUUGUGGUAGUCCUUUAUCUCAUGUACUUGGGUAGUAGUAUUUUUGGCUGCACUCAAGUCAAAGAAGGUAUAGAUCUUCGAAAUCUAGCUAGUGACAAUUCUUAUGUCAUCCAGUAUUAUGAAUGGGAAAAGGAAUAUUUUUCAGAAUACGGCCCAAGGGUUAUGGUGGUUGUUACUGAAAGCAAAGCUUAUUGGGAUUCAUCUGUCCGUGCAGAUCUUGAAAACUGUAUGAAUGCACUAGAAAGCUCAUCCUACGUCAACAAGAAUUUAUCAGUGUCCUGGUUGAGAACUUACCAAGAUGUCGCUAAACGUAUGUCUUUCAAUAUAGAUGACCGUAGGCUUUUCAUUGACAAUUUAGCCACCCUUUUUGGGAUUAAUCCAGACUUCAAGUGGGAUGUUUAUGUUAUUGCUACAGAAAUAAUAGCAUCACGUUUUUUCAUACAGACAGUCAAUGUUACUACUGCAGUGGAUGAGAGGAGUCUUUUAAAUGAGCUGAGAGGUCUUGCUAAGGACUGCAAGGUACCGUUAAUGGUUUAUCAUCCAGCUUUUAUAUACUUUGAUCAAUAUCUUGUGAUCGCUCAGGACACGGUUCAAGCUAUUGUGAUUGCUGCUGGAGCCAUGUUACUCAUUUCCUUACUACUCAUUCCCAAUCCUCUUUGUUCUUUGUGGGUAACCUUUGCUAUUGCCUCUGUUAUUGUCGGUGUAGCUGGUUUCAUGUCCUUCUGGAAUGUGAAUCUUGAUUCCAUAUCCAUGAUUAACCUUGUAAUUUGCAUAGGGUUUUCAGUAGACUUCUCAGCCCAUAUUUCUUAUAAUUUUGUUGCCAGUGAGAAACACAAAGUGAAUGACAAGGCUGUGGAUGCUUUGUACCACCUUGGCUACCCUGUUACACAGGGAGCUAUUUCCACUAUCUUGGGAGUUAUUGUACUCUCCAUGGCAUCCUCUUACAUCUUCAGAACCUUUUUUAAGAUAAUGUUUCUGGUGAUCUUGUUUGGGGCUGUUCACGGUCUCAUUUUUAUUCCUGUGUUCUUAACUUUCUUCGGCUUUUGUAGUAAAAUGCCAAAUAGACAGCUUCCAGUCAGUGCCCAGAGCUCCAGUGCUGGAGGAGUUCCUUUCUCAGAUACAAAUACUGUAUUAUGA
Podarcis lilfordi (Lilford's wall lizard) is the source of this 6209-nucleotide messenger RNA. NCBI's taxonomy places the organism in Eukaryota, Metazoa, Chordata, Lepidosauria, Squamata, Lacertidae. The record is from the annotation of a GenBank genome assembly.